Molecule: messenger RNA, 2986 nt
Organism: Gallus gallus (chicken)
Lineage: Eukaryota; Metazoa; Chordata; Aves; Galliformes; Phasianidae
Gene: P2RY14
Product: purinergic receptor P2Y, G-protein coupled, 14
Exons: 3
Coding region: 474-1487 (337 amino acids)
Biological process (GO): G protein-coupled receptor signaling pathway
Cellular component (GO): membrane
Molecular function (GO): G protein-coupled purinergic nucleotide receptor activity
Source: RefSeq, marked validated
GCCUUACAGAAUAGGUCACGGCCAGGCCUGGGAACUGCUUAAGAAAAGAAAACACCCGCCCUUAACUUCAGCUCACUGCUUUGCUAAACGCAUAAAUGUGUCUCUUUUGAACCCAACUCAAAGCUGAUCUCCAUGAAAGGUCUGAGCGCACUAAAAUAGCACUGCCCAGCUGCAGCACUGACAUUUGGAGCACAGCAGGCAGAGCAGCAAGGCACGGUCAGCAGCUCCUCAGCCCAGCUCCAAAGCACUCACUCACAGCAGUGGAGGACAUCAUCGCAAGGAAGGGACGGAGUGCCCGGCUGGAAGGAACUCACCAAUGAGCACGGAAGGGCAGCGCAGGAGGCUUCGCUGUGAGCAAUCGCCCUGCUGGAGGACAAGCCCUCUGCUAACGAUGGAAGGCUCUCAAGACCCUUAACACCUUCACUAAAAGCACCGCAGCAGUCCAAUCCAGAAAGGAACAACAACAUUGCACGAUGUUCAACUCCAGCACAAACUCCUCGGGAAGCAGCUGCAGUAACAGCACAGUAAUAACAAGGGCAGUAAUUCCCCUGAUCUACUGCUUGAUUUUCGUGGUAGGAUUGCUGCUGAAUGGCGUGGCAGCAUGGAUCUUUCUCUGCAUCUCCAGCAAGAAGAGUUUUAUCGUCUAUCUCAAAAACAUUGUUGUUGCUGAUCUCCUAAUGAGUCUGACAUUUCCUUUCAAAAUCCUCGCUGACUCUGAAAUCGCACCUCCACAGCUCAACACCUUUGUGUGCAGAUACUCUGCUGUUGUUUUUUAUGCAAAUAUGUACAUCGGAAUAUCAUUCUUUGGCCUCAUAGGUUUUGACAGGUACUACAAAAUCGUGAAGCCUUUAUUCACCUCCUUUGUUCACACGGUUCACUACAGUAAGGUUAUCUCUGCCAUCAUAUGGCUACUGAUCACGUUUAUAACACUUCCAAAUAUGAUUUUAACUAAUGAAAUCUCUAAAGCAAAUGAUUCCAGAACAUGCAUCGGCCUUAAAAGCGAGCUUGGCAAACAGUGGCACGAGGUGUCAAGUUAUAUUUGCACAGGGAUUUUCUGGAUUGUUUUCCUCCUACUCAUCAUUUUUUACACCUCAAUCUCCAAAAAAAUAUACAGCUCCUACAAAAAAUUCAGGAGGAACUCGGACUCUGCUAAGAGGAAAACCAGCCGCAAUAUUUUCACCAUCAUGUUCGUGUUCGUCCUCUGCUUCGUGCCCUACCACUUCUGCCGAAUCCCAUACACUCUGAGCCAAACGAGCCCACAGUUCAACUGCCGCUCACAGAGAGCUCUGUUCCUCGCCAAGGAGUUCACCCUGCUAUUAUCAGCUGCCAACGUGUGCCUCGAUCCCAUUAUUUAUUUUUUCCUCUGCCAACCUUUUAGAGAAAGGCUGUACCAAAAACUGCACCUCCAGCCGAAAACAUCAGGUGAGGCUGAAAUCACCAAAUCGAGGAGAUCAAACACGCUUCAGGAAAGCGUGAACAUUCUGUAAGCCCAGGCCUGCAGCACAACACACGCCUGGAAGCGACCCGAGAGCGUUCAGAAAGAAACUGAGCAGACGAUGGCCAGCAAUAAGCCAGCAAUGUUCCAAGCAGAAAAUACCAAGCACUGCUUCUCUAUAUAAAAAGCCUAUCGCGUGCUGUCAGUGCAUUUACUAUGUGGUAUUUCAGCUGACACUAUGAUUGCACUGCAGUGCAGUGUGACCUAUCUGGAUCUCAAAAAGAGAUGAAUAACUGGAACAAAACAUUCUGCAGUGCCAGGCCACGGUUCUGAAAGAAUUAUCCAACAUCCCAGGCGUGGCACUGCCCUCAUUCCUCAUGAAGCCAGGCAGGACACACCUGAGGAGCAGCAGGGCAGCCCGACGGGCCUGUGAACAACAGAUCAUCCCAGCUCAACCCAAGCAGACCCCUUGAAGCAACACAGUAAGGUCAGCCGGGCCUCCCUAGCUCAGCCUCUGCCAUAUAUAUAUUUGAGAGAGAGGGGGAGAGUGAGAGAGAGAGACCAAAUCCUCAAAGAUCCGCACAAAGCCUGAAAAAAAUUCUGGUGAAACUUAUAAAAAUAUUUUCGCUUUUUUAAGCAAAGUGUUCUACAAAUGCAGGGAAUUAAACAACGUGACUAUUCAUCACCCUAAGGCAUCCAGAAGUCAGAGAACUUCUUAGAUGCAAUGUUCAAUAGAAGAAAAUGUUUAAGGAGGGAUCGUUCCAUAAGCUGGUAAGCACUGUACUGUAUUGCUCAGGGCUUUCUGACAUAACAUGGUGUACAACAAACUCGUGCACGCCUUUUCUGCUGCUGCAGGAGCUGAGAACAGUUCAGGAGCUGUGUAGGGACUGGGAGGUCAUAUAUUUAAAUCUACUAAGAACAGUCUGAUGGUUUUCUCAUGCUUUUGGCACUAUGGUAAAACACUUCUCUAUGUAGAAAAGUAACAGCUGAAACCUUCCACGUGCAACUGUAAUCCACUUUUAGUGAUAUUUUUCAGUGCAGCCUUUUUUGUUUUUAAUCAUCAUAAAGGGAAACUGUACCAGUGCAUAAAGUAUCCACAGAAGCUUUCAGGUAAUGACUCUGGAAGCUCUUAUUUUGCAUAACAAAGAAGUUAUAGGAACAGAAAUAACAUGUAUUACCUUUCUGUCACUGUAUGUUACUUUAAUCCAAACAGGUAAUGCCUCAGGGUGAAUACUUUGUUUAAAUACACCCUCCUCUUUGUAAGUUUUCCAAGGCUGUGGGCAACUCGUCUUGGUCUGACAUAACUGAUCUGCAGUAACUGCUCUACCACCACCCACGACCAUGAGCUCCCUGACUCACACUGAAGCUUUGCAGGCUCUUCCUUUCAAGCAAGAGAAAUGAUUUGCAAGGAAAGGGAAUCUUUUGGUUUUGAGGUAACUACUUAUAAUUGAUGGCAAAAACAUUUGGUUCCUCAUAUGAGAUGGAUUUUAUUUGCCUACAUAAAUCUAAAUAAUUGUGUCUGUCGAAAUACAGUGGCAUACAGUGAUGAAA